GAAAAAGUGGAUGCGUUGUGUCACCAUCAUGCAGCUCAACAGGCGUUUGGAAGGUUGCAGCACCAUCAUCCAGCACCGCCGCCACCUCCGCCACCAUCGUCGAGUCAGCAACCAAUGUGUCCGCAUAUGCAGCAACACUUUGCUUCAAUGUCUUCCGGUGCACCACUAAUGCGACCAGGUCAACUGACACACUCGCACACACCACUUAUGCAACACAGUUCGUCCACAGGAUCCGAUUCAGCCACAUCUGCUGAUCGAAAGUCUUCUUCCAGACACGCAGGUUCCAACCCAGGAAAUGAUUUCGACGAAGAUCUGCGCUCCGGAACAAGCCCUGUCGCAAGUUUAUCCGAUGGCCAAUUGACGUCGACUCCAGGUGGUCCCAUCAGUCCGCACGGGCAAGUAUCUAUUGUAUCGGAUUCAAUAACGCCGUCGAAAUUUGGCCGACGAGGAUCCACGAAGGUUAGUUACCCGCCAUGA
Dicrocoelium dendriticum is the source of this 477-nucleotide messenger RNA. The record is from the annotation of a GenBank genome assembly. NCBI's taxonomy places the organism in Eukaryota, Metazoa, Platyhelminthes, Trematoda, Plagiorchiida, Dicrocoeliidae.